AUGAAGUUCUCCACCACCCUCGUCGCGACCUUCGCCUCGCUCUCCGUGGCCGCUCCCGCCCACAAGCGCCAGGUCGAUGACACCACCUCCGCCUCCGCCUCCACCGAUGCCAUCACCGACGUCCUCCCCGGCAUCACCGGCGAAGAGCCCGUCGAGGACACUUCUUCGUCCACCACCAUCUCUUCUGACGUCUCUGACGCCCUCGCCGCGGCCGACCCCUUCGACAUCUACCGCGUCCCCGCCGUGCCUCCCACCUUCCCCAUAGAGCAAAACGACUUCACCGGCAUCCAGGGUGUCCAGUCCAUCCAAGACGACGAUGACAUGGUCGACGCCGCCAUCUCCAACCUGUCCGGCACCAGCGAUGCUCCCAUCAUCCCUUUGAUGACCGGUACUCCCACCGUCGAUGCCGACGACGCCGACGCACUUUCCGCGCUGGACUUUGCGGAUGAGGAUGAGGAUGAGGAUGACAUCCCUCCUAUCCCUCUGUCCACCGGCACUGCAACCACCAGUCUCGACGGCGACGACGGAGUUUUGACUGUCGAUGAUGUUGUAGUUGACGAUGAGCAAGCGCAGGAGAUGAUUGAUGCCGCUAUUCGCUAUGCUCAACAACUCCCUGAUGUGCCUGUGCCGUUGAGCACCGACACCCCCAUUAUCUUUAUUGACCCGUACCUGGGUGACUUGAACUCCACCAUCUUCGGCAACACUUCCACCUCUGCCUCUGCCCUCGACUCCGAGAAUGGCACUGCCACCGCGGCUACCACCACCGCCGAUGGCACCGACCUCGUCGCGUCCCUCCAGGCUCUCAACGACGCCUUGGCAUCGUACCAAGACCUCAUGAACGCCUCCUCUCCUUCCACCACCACCACCACCCCCACCGACGCCCUCACUGGUAUCGUGACCGAUGCCAUCACCGACGCCGACAUGGCGGAGCAGGAGAACAGGAAGAUGAAGAAGACGAUGAAGAAGGUGCUGCGUCAAAGGGGCGGCAUGGGCAUGUUGUUUGCCAACAAGACGGAGAGUGCGGCGACGAGCAAGACGGUUAUGGAGAAGAUGGGUAAGGCGGUGUUGGAGAGGUAUGUUAACAUGGUUGGGGGGAACUAGAUCUCUUGAUCACUUAAUUUUGGCCAUAUUGGCAAGUGGAAUGCCCCUGGAUGGGAAAAUGGGGGAGGACUGGGGUGGUAAUUUGAAUACAAUGCUGGGGAAAAAGUGAUGUUGGAUGUCGUAAUGAAGCUUGAUUUUGUUAGAUACUAGAAAAGAAACCAUCAUGAACCUUUUUGGCGCCGCACUUCUGAAUAAAUUUCCAAGUGCUUUAGUUGUGUUGAUACGCAGCCUUUAAGUAUAUUCAAA
This is a messenger RNA of Neurospora tetraspora, 1347 nucleotides long. RefSeq lists its product as uncharacterized. The transcript has 2 exons. NCBI's taxonomy places the organism in Eukaryota, Fungi, Ascomycota, Sordariomycetes, Sordariales, Sordariaceae. Bases 1 to 1101 code for a protein of 366 amino acids. The record is from RefSeq and is a predicted model, not a curated record.